Dryobates pubescens (Downy woodpecker) is the source of this 1209-nucleotide messenger RNA. It is a transcript of the gene SGTA, whose product is annotated as small glutamine rich tetratricopeptide repeat co-chaperone alpha. Bases 71 to 1009 code for a protein of 312 amino acids. Gene Ontology annotation, biological process: post-translational protein targeting to endoplasmic reticulum membrane. Gene Ontology annotation, molecular function: molecular adaptor activity; protein binding. The transcript has 11 exons. Lineage: Eukaryota; Metazoa; Chordata; Aves; Piciformes; Picidae. Gene Ontology annotation, cellular component: TRC complex; membrane. The record is from RefSeq and is a predicted model, not a curated record.
CCUCUCUCUCUCUCUGUCCAGAAUUUGUAGAGCUAAAGAAGGGGAAGCAGGCAGCUCUCAGCCCCCCAGGAUGGCAGACCAGAAGCGCCUUGCCUACUCCAUCAUCCAGUUCCUCCACGACCAGCUGCAGAAUGGAGGCCUCUCUCCAGAUGCUCAGGAGAGCCUGGAAGUGGCCAUCCAGUGCCUGGAGACAGCCUUUGGGGUCUCGAUGGAAGACCAGGGCCUGGCUGUGGCCCAGACUCUGCCUGCAAUAUUUGAAGCUGCUGUAGGAAAGGAGCCUGAGCACAUCAGGACGAAUUCAGAGCCUGUCACCCCCUCUGAAGAUGACAUGGCUGAAGCUGAAAGGCUCAAGACUGAAGGAAAUGAACAAAUGAAGGCAGAAAACUUUGAAGCUGCUGUGUCCUUCUAUGGCAAAGCAAUUGAGCUGAAUCCAUCCAAUGCAGUCUACUUCUGCAACAGAGCUGCUGCCUACAGCAAGCUGGGGAAUUAUGCUGGAGCUGUGAGGGACUGUGAGAGGGCCAUAGGCAUUGACCCCAACUACAGCAAAGCCUAUGGCAGGAUGGGCUUGGCCCUUUCCAGUUUGAACAAGCACCCAGAGGCUGUGGUGUACUACAAGAAAGCCCUGGAGCUGGAUCCAGACAAUGACACCUACAAAUCCAACCUGAAAAUAGCUGAGCAGAAGAUGAAGGAGACCCCAAGUCCUACUGGUGGCCCAGGAGGAUUCGACCUGGCUGGCUUGCUGAACAACCCUGGCUUCAUGAGCAUGGCCUCCAACCUCAUGAACAACCCUCAAGUACAGCAGCUCAUGUCUGGGAUGAUUUCUGGUGGGCACAGCACCAUGGGAGCAGCAGGCACCAGCCCCUCCACCAACGACCUUGCCACCCUCAUCCAGGCGGGCCAGCAGUUUGCCCAGCAGAUGCAGCAGCAGAACCCUGAACUAAUAGAGCAGCUCAGGAGCCAGAUCAGGAGUCGAACUCCCAGUGCCAGCAACGAGGACCAGCAGGAAUGAGCCCUCCAGCACCAACCCCUGAGUGUGAACUCUGUUCUUUGCUUUAAACCACAACAACAAACUGGAAGCCAUGUGAGUGGUGUUGCCAUUUCUGGAGGUGGAAGUGUCCAAGAGAGGAAGGGGAGGGAGAAACUGAAUCCCUUCCCCCUCCCCCCUCAAAAACCAGCAAACAAUGGAAAACAAAAUCAAACCCAACCCAA